Messenger RNA from Didymodactylos carnosus, 348 nucleotides. The record is from the annotation of a GenBank genome assembly. Lineage: Eukaryota; Metazoa; Rotifera; Eurotatoria; Philodinida; Philodinidae.
AUGUCGACAUUGAAAAAGCAGAGGCUUAAAUAUACCUCGAAUGAUUUAAAAGCUGCAAUAGCCAGUAACUUUGAUUCAGUAGCAGCCGGAAAAAUGUACAAUAUUCCCUCGAGCACCAUUAGACUUCAUCGUGAACAACCAUUAUUAGGAUAUAAAUCUACAGGAGGAGCUUAUCUAUUGUCGAAUGAAGAAGCUCAUUUGGUAUCGUCUCUACAACUGUUACCGGAGUAUGGAUUCGAAUGUACAACAGAAUUAAUAUUAAAUUUCGCACAUGAUUAUAUGAAAUCAUUGGAUCAUACUUUAACACCUGGACGAAAGUGGUUUAAUUAUUUUACAGAAAGAAAUUGA